This is a messenger RNA of Cyphellophora attinorum, 2847 nucleotides long. RefSeq names its product Pre-mRNA-splicing factor prp1. The transcript is spliced from 3 exons. Lineage: Eukaryota; Fungi; Ascomycota; Eurotiomycetes; Chaetothyriales; Cyphellophoraceae. Gene Ontology annotation, molecular function: protein binding. The coding region runs from base 1 to 2847 and encodes 948 amino acids. The record is from RefSeq and is a predicted model, not a curated record. Gene Ontology annotation, cellular component: catalytic step 2 spliceosome; U4/U6 x U5 tri-snRNP complex. Gene Ontology annotation, biological process: mRNA splicing, via spliceosome; spliceosomal tri-snRNP complex assembly.
AUGUCUGGACGCCGCGAUUUCCUGAGCCAGGCCGCGCCUGAGAACUACGUCGCCGGUCUCGGACGUGGCGCUACUGGCUUUACGACGCGAUCAGACCUUGGCCCGACGCGCGAAGGCCCCAGCCCCGAGCAGAUCCAAGAAGCGCUCGCGAAACGCGCUCAACAAUUAGGCGCUGCACCGCCUACAGCGUACGGAGCAAGCGACAAGAAGAAACCGGACGAGGAGCAGGAGCAGGAAGACGAGCGCUUUCAGGAUCCGGAGAACGAAACAGGCCUGUUUGCAUUUGGGCAAUUCGACAGAGAAGACGAUGAGGCAGACAGGAUAUACCAGGAUGUGGACGAGAAGAUGGCACGGCGGAGGAAAGCCAGAAGGGAAGCACGCGAGAAGCAAGAACAAGAAGAGUACGACCGAAACAACCCCAAGAUCUCCGAGCAAUUCGCAGAUCUCAAACGAGGUCUGACUUCUAUGACGGACGAUGACUGGGCAAGCAUCCCCGAUGCUGGCGACAUGACCGGCAAAAACCGUCGAGCGAAGCAGGAUAUGAAGAAGCGCUUCUACGCCGUUCCAGACAGCGUGCUAGCAGGUGCACGAGACUCUACACAGUUUGAGACCAGUGUUCAGGACGAUGCUAAUGGCAAUGGGGAGGGCGCUGAUGGCACAAUGACUAACUUCGCGGACAUCGGUGCAGCCCGAAACAAGGUGCUCAAAGCCCGUAUCGAUCAGGCUCAGGCUACACAGAACAACGGCACGACUACUGGCACAUCUACGACGAUUGAUCCAAAGGGCUACCUCACCAGUCUAGUAUCGUCCGAGCUCAAGGCAAGCGAGAUUGAGGUGGGCGACGUAAACCGGGUCAGAGGCCUCCUGGAGUCCUUGGUGAAGACAAAUCCGAAACACGCACCUGGCUGGAUCGCUAUAGCCCGCCUAGAAGAGAUGGCCGGCAAAAUCGUUGCGGCAAGGAAGCUGAUGGCGCGAGGAUGCGAGCUGUGCCCCAAGAGCGAAGACGCCUGGUCAGAAAACAUCCGCCUCAACAAGGUCGACAACAAUCACAAUGCUAAGAUUAUUGCUGCGAACGCCAUCAAGAACAACGAGCGGUCUACAAAGCUGUGGAUGGAAGCCAUGGAGCUGGAAUCAGAGAACAGAGACAAGAAGAAGAUCCUCCGGAUGGCCCUGGACCAUAUCCCGCAAUCAGUCGCCAUCUGGAAAGCAGCCGUCAACCUGGAAGAGGACAUCGCCGAUGCGCGACUAAUGCUCGCUAAAGCGACAGAAAUCAUCCCAUUGUCCGUAGAGCUGUGGCUAGCCCUUGCGCGACUGGAAACGCCAGAGAAUGCCCAAGCGGUGCUGAACAAGGCACGGAAAGCUGUACCAACCAGUCACCUGAUCUGGAUAGCGGCCGCCCGGUUACAGGAACAGAUCGGCAACGCAAAUAAGGUCAACCUCAUGAAUCGUGCUAUCAAAGCAUUGGUCAAAGAGAACGCUAUGCCUAAACGGGAAGAAUGGAUCACCGAGGCUGAGAAGUGCGAGGAGGAAGGAGCCAUACUGACCUGCGCCAAUAUUAUCAGAGAGACGCUAGGGUGGACUCUGGAGGACGAUGACGACCGGAAAGAUAUCUGGAAGGACGACGCCAAGGCCAGUAUAGGACGCGGCAGAUACCAUACAGCACGAGCCAUAUACGCGUAUGCGCUACGUGUGUUCCCAACAAGCAUCUCACUUUGGCUCGCAGCAACGGAUCUGGAAAAGAACCACGGCAGUAAGGAGGAUCUAUGGCAUCUACUGGAGAAGGCUGUAGAGGCAUGUCCACAGUCAGACGUUCUUUGGCUUCAGCUCGCGAGAGAGAAGUGGGAUGCCGGCGACGUGGACGGCAGUCGAAUUGUGCUCGGCAAUGCUUUCAAGCAGAACCCAGGAAACGAGGAGAUCUGGCUGGCUGCUGUUAAGCUUGAGGCGGACGCUGGUCAGGUCGACCAGGCCAGAGAGCUACUCAACGAAGCUCGGCGGGAAGCUCCUACGGAAAGAGUCUGGUACAAAAGCGCAGCUUACGAGCGACAGCUUGGCAACACUGAUAUUGCGCUGGACCUCGUGCUCCAGGGUCUGUCAUCGGCGAUAGUCAACAAAAAGGAGACAAGAUUCCCGCGUUCCGCGAAGUUGUGGAUGAUGAAGGGCCAGAUCUACGAGGACAAGGGCAUGAUCCCGCAAGCUCGCGAAGCAUACUCGCAAGGCACUCGGGCGUGCCCGAAGUCGGUGCCACUGUGGCUGUUGGCUGCACGGCUGGAAGUAUCUGCGGGUGUCACCAUCAAGGCGCGCUCUGUGCUAGAACGCAGCCGCCUGCAGAAUCCCAAGACACCCGAGCUCUGGGCUGAAAGUGUCAGAGUCGAGCUCAACGCGAAACCAGCAAACCCACAGCAGGCUAGGAUAUUGAUGAGCAAGGCCAUGCAGGAAUGCCCGAAAUCUGGCCUCCUUUGGUCAGAGAACAUCUGGCAUCUACAGCCUCGCACCCAACGCAAACCACAAGCUCUGGAGGCGAUCAAGGCCGUCGACAAUGACCCAGUGCUCCUUGUAACCGUGGCUAGGAUCUUCUGGGGCGAGCGCAAGCUUGACAAAGCCAUGAGCUGGUUCGAGAAGGCGUUAGUGCUGGAUCCGGAUAUAGGGGACACCUGGGCGUGGUAUCUCAAGUUCCUGAUCCAGCAUGGAACAGAAGAAAAACGCGCCGAUGUAAUCUCCAAAUGCGUCGCCAACGAGCCAAAGCAUGGAGAGGUGUGGCAACGGGUGCGGAAGGAGCCCAAGAACGCAGGUCUGGGUACGGAGGAGGUACUACAGAAGGUGGUACAGGAACUGAAGGUAUUGCCAUAG